Poecilia reticulata (guppy) is the source of this 903-nucleotide messenger RNA. RefSeq names its product DELTA-sagatoxin-Srs1a-like. Gene Ontology annotation, molecular function: channel activity. The record is from RefSeq and is a predicted model, not a curated record. Gene Ontology annotation, cellular component: pore complex. Gene Ontology annotation, biological process: cytolysis in another organism; pore complex assembly; monoatomic cation transport. Lineage: Eukaryota; Metazoa; Chordata; Actinopteri; Cyprinodontiformes; Poeciliidae.
UUUUGUUCAAUCCAAAAUAAACAUGAGUCACCGUUAAAAACAAAACAUCGGAGACAUUCCAGCUGCCCAACAACCAAAGAACAUCAAGAAACUCCCAAUGAUGCUAAUUGAAAAACCGGUUCUGCAGAGGCUGGACCAUACCUGAAUCUUAUCUAUGUCAGUAGAAGACUCUGAGCUGUUUUUCUAUCAAGCAGAUUGCAAACGACGGGUUCUCCUCAGAAAGUCAGAAGCUGUUCUGAAAAUGCCUCUUCCAACUCAGCGUCAGUGCAACGUGGAGAUUCAGAACAAGAGCUCCAGCUUGAUGCUGUGUGAGCCGCUGGUUUAUGCCUUUAAAGGAAACUGUGAAUCGCCUCUGCCUCCAACUCUCCGUCCAUCAGAAUCCGGCAGCGCACUCUUCACCAAGAAAGUCUACACAGCAAGCGGCUCAUCAGGCGUCUUUACGUACGAUGUCGUCCACGAAUCCAGCAAGGAGUACAAAGGUCGGCUGGCCGUCAUGUUCGCAGUUCCCUAUGACUUCAACAUCUUCUACAACUGGUACGCCGUGGGAAUCUUCAGCAAAGACAAGCUGUGCAAUGACGAACUCUACACUGAAAUGUACUACGGCGUCCAGCACUGCUUCAUUCGAGGAAAAGCUAAAGGGCCCAGUUUGACCCACAAAGAGGGUGGAGUGACCAUCAGGGCCAGCAUGUCCGACAGCUUCAAGCCGGUUCUGAAGUUGGAGCUCUGUGACAACUGAGACCGGCUGCUUCUGUUGGUCCAGUUAAACCAGUACCAGCACCAUCUGGUUUUAUUUAACCAAGUUUAACCACAAAAGGCUGCUUCUUUCAUCACAUCUUAUCCAGUUUAUCCCACUGCAGCCUGUUCAACAAAUGUCAACUUUGAAUAAAUUACUAUCAAAAGAAA